AAAUAUGUAAACUGCCCAACUGUCUCAUCCCGAUAUCAAUGGGUGUUUUUAUCUCGUUUUUUUAAUAUAUAUAUAUCACACUCCCUAUCUGAUCUUCUGCUCCAGUGAUGACUUCACAAAGUGGCCACGCAGGGCUGCAGAUCACAUAACAGGAGGAAAGGCCUGGCUACCACCAACAAAUCCACCCUGGACGCUGCGCUGCGGCUUAUUCCUGCAGAGAGGAGAACUGUGGUCUAAUUAGGCUUAUGGCACAUUUGAGGAAUGGUUUUCUCUUCUUCGAGACGACCGUGGACAAGUGCUAUUCGUUUGGCGAUUACUCUGUUUGGACUCCCGUUGACUGCCUCCACACCUGGCGCCAGACCUGCGGUUCUUUGCUCAUCCCAUCAUCUUGACAGAGCCAGUAAACAUAUUAAACCUGUUUGUGGGGACUAUUACACCAGCAGUAUCGGGACCAUGUUCUCCCCAGCAGGUCCUCAUGUAAAAUCCAGAUGUCCACAGUAUCCAGAGUCCACCAUCAAGCGCUUCACUGUACCUGACGACAAGGUGGACUGGAACCAGGAGUGGCCCCAGUAUAGCCCGGUAGAGCACACUGCUCCAGCUGUUUUAAAGAAGCCAGUCUGGGCUGAUCCCGAUAUUGGUUCCUUCUCUCCAAAGUUCAAUGCUUAUGACGGUCCUGUGGACAGGUCGAGCUUUGAGGGAAAAUACAAAGUGGAAAAUGAGAGGCCAUUAAACCCUCGUGGACGCACUGGUUUGACUGGACGAGGUUUGCUUGGACGAUGGGGACCCAAUCAUGCUGCAGACCCUAUAGUCACAAGGUGGAAGGUCGAUGCCAGCGGAAAAAAGAUUCAUCACUCGGCCUCCAAAAAGCCUAUCCUGCAGUUUGUGUCCAUCCAGAGGAAAGACUGUGGGGAGUGGGCCAUUCCAGGUGGAAUGGUGGACCCAGGGGAACAGAUUUCCCACACGAUGCAGCGGGAGUUCUCCGAGGAAGCCCUUAAUUUGCUUUCGUUAAAGCAGUCAGAGAAGGAAGACAUCCUCAAUCGCAUCCAAAAACUCUUCGAGGUUGGAGGGGUCGGGAUUUAUAAAGGUUAUGUUGAUGAUCCAAGAAACACCGACAACGCCUGGAUGGAGACGGUCGCCGUCAACUUCCACGAUGAAGCGGGCAACAGUGUGAGCGAGCUGCCUCUGCAGGCUGGCGAUGACGCAGGACACGUCCAGUGGGUGGACGUGGACUCGUCCUUCAGCCUCUAUGCGAGCCACUCCCACUUCUUGGAGCUGGUUGCCAGAGAGCGGAAGGCCCACUGGUAAUCAGGAGACAAAAGGCUGCUCUGAUGAUGAGGCAAAGCAGAGCCUGAAGAGCUCUCGUCCUUUCAGCACGCAUGACCCCUCAUGGGAGUGUUCCCACUAAUUCAUUAAUGAUAUUCUGACCUAAUAUUGGAAAACAUAAAGUGCAUUUAACCAGUUAGCAUGAUAAAGCAAAAUCGAAGAAAAGAAAAAAAAGCAAAAGAAGUAAUGUAACUUCUUUUGCAUAAGUAAACUCUAUAAAGAUUAUGUACAUCUAUGAUAAAGCUAUAAUUUUAGUGCUUUUUUGAUUCAUUUGAUGAAACGGCUCCACAAAGGUUUUAAAGUGUGACUUUGUAUGUUGCCAUAUUUAUUGAAUCCCCUCAAAAAUUCAGCAUUGCACCUAACGUGGGUAUAUUCACCAUUCAAGCUCUUCCAUGUGACUAUAGGGCAAGGGAAAAUAAACAUUGAUUAGUAUUAAAAUCAAAGUCUUAACAAGUGUGGUGUGCAUUUCUGCAGGGUCUUAAACUGUCUCACAUUUUUAGACCCUAAAAACUCUUUAAUAUACCAAGAUCUUCAAUAUUACCUUUAAAAUGACCUAUAAUUACAUCUCAAAAUGAUUUUUGCUUUUUAUUUUGUAGAAAGAAUGCAUUCCUGCUACUGAAACUGGCUUAUUUCAUCUUUAGGCAAUUAAAAUAGUCUCGGUGUGAUGUACUGAGAAAGCUUAGGAAAACAUACUUGUUAUUAUAGCUCUGAACUAUGAAGAUAUUAAAAGGUUUGGCUUAAAUGCAGGGGUUUUAUCUGUUGGUUAAUAUCUGCUGUCAGUAUUGAAGGUUUAUUAUUUGUUGAAAGAACAAAUUGAAGUAAAGCAAUCGAUCUGUAGCA
Poeciliopsis prolifica (blackstripe livebearer) is the source of this 2163-nucleotide messenger RNA. It is a transcript of the gene nudt9, whose product is annotated as nudix (nucleoside diphosphate linked moiety X)-type motif 9. Lineage: Eukaryota; Metazoa; Chordata; Actinopteri; Cyprinodontiformes; Poeciliidae. The record is from RefSeq and is a predicted model, not a curated record. The transcript has 9 exons. The coding region runs from base 262 to 1305 and encodes 347 amino acids. Gene Ontology annotation, molecular function: ADP-ribose diphosphatase activity.